Molecule: messenger RNA, 1727 nt
Organism: Musa acuminata subsp. malaccensis (wild Malaysian banana)
Lineage: Eukaryota; Viridiplantae; Streptophyta; Magnoliopsida; Zingiberales; Musaceae
Product: probable anion transporter 2, chloroplastic
Biological process (GO): transmembrane transport
Molecular function (GO): transmembrane transporter activity
Source: RefSeq, a predicted model, not a curated record
AUGGCGGUGGCUUCCUUUACUCCAUCGAAAUCCUUAUGUCGUUCGCAUUCCCCGUCUUCUUCGAGGUCCUCACCGCCGUCGAUAUCGUCUUCCAUCGGAUUCUCGGAUGGCCGUCGUGGCUCCUGGGCGCGGAUCGUCUCCGGGGGCUUGGAUUUGGCAGGAAGGAGUCAUGCGCCAGCGGAGAUGCUUGUCGGUAGCACUUCCAAGGAGGCAUCGUCGGGGAUAGAUGGAUGGAGGAGGAGGAGGAGGAGGAGAGGUGGUGUUGGGGCGAUCAUGUGCAGCGCCGACGGGAUCGGGAGUGGGUUGGAGAUUGAGCAGCAGCAGGGCCUGGCGGCGGUGGUGAUCCCGGAGAGGGCGAAGGUGUUGGCGCUGGUGGCGCUGGUCAUGUGCCUCUGCAACGCGGAUCGGGUGGUGAUGUCGGUCGCGGUGGUCCCGCUCGCCUCCCAGUACGGAUGGAGCAGCUCCUUCAUGGGAAUCGUGCAGUCGUCGUUCUUGUGGGGUUAUCCGAUCUCUAACAUCGCCGGAGGAGCACUUGCGGACAGAUACGGGAGCAAGCGAGUGAUGGCGUGGGGCGUUGUGUUUUGGUCCAUCGCCACCUUCCUCACUCCGUGGGCCGCCAGACACUCCACCGCCAUGCUCUUGGCGAUUCGCGCUCUUUUCGGCCUCGCAGAAGGCGUCGCCAUUCCAUCCAUGAGCACACACUUGUUCCGAUGGUUCCCGUGCAACGAGCGAGCCAGCGCCGUCGGCAUUGCCAUGGCUGGUUUUCAUCUUGGAAACGUGAUGAGCCUUCUUGUGUCGCCGAUUAUAUUGUCAAGCGUUGGGAUCAAUGGCACUUUCGCCUUCUUCGCAUCCCUUGGUUUUGUCUGGCUAUCAGCGUGGACUGGGAGAAUUCCAAACGAUCCUCGCGAUAGCCCUGACAUCAGCCACUCUGAGCUGCAGUUGAUUCGAGCUGGGAAGAUCGAUUCGAAGACGGAGAGUAGCCAACUUCCGCCCCUACGCCACUUGUUCUCAAAGCUACCCGCUUUGGCUGUCGUCCUUGCCAACGUCGCCAACAAUUGGGGCUACUUUGUGCUUCUAUCAUGGAUGCCGGUGUAUUUUAAGACUGUUUACAAUGUGAAUCUGAAACAAGCGGCAUGGUUCAGCGCUGUUCCCUUUGGAGUGAUGGCCUUAUCUGGUUACCUUGCAGGAGCUUCUUCAGACCUCAUGAUCAAAUCUGGUUCCAGUAUAAUACAUGUUCGAAAGCUCAUGCAGACAAUCGGUUUUAUUGGGCCAGCGGUGUCAUUGUUGUUGUUGAGAUAUGCCCAAACACCAACAUCAGCUGCAGUUCUCAUGACCAUGGCUCUGAGCUUUAGCGCUUUCAGCCAAGCUGGUUAUUUUCUAAACAUACAGGACAUUGCUCCAAAACACGCAGGAUUUCUUCUCGGAAUCACAAAUUCUGUUGGCACACUGGCAGCUAUAAUCAGCACUGUAGGGGCAGGCUUGUUCGUGCAGUGGAUGGGAUCAUUCCAGGCCUUCCUCACACUCACUGCAGCCAUCUACUUUGUCAUUGCAAUUUUCUACAACCUACAUGCAACCGCAGAGCAAGUUUUCUUCUAAUUCUUUAAUUCUUCCUCUAGUGUUGGAACUGUUGUAGUCAUCUUCAUAAGCACAAUAACAGUAGGUAAAUGUAAGUAGAACCAACAAAUAUGGUUGUAAAAUGAAGUUGUCCACUUGGGACAUUCCUCGCG